CUCCUCUGAUCGUGACACUAACAAAAUGAAAGUUGCCAUCGCCCUCCUGGUUGCCACUCUGGCCGUUGCCACCCAAGCAUCAUACAUACCAACCGUUUGGCCCCAACACGGUGCAUGGAACAACUGGAAUAGAUGGAAUGGUUUAAACAGCUGGGAUAAUCAUGGUUUGGUUGCCAAAUCGUGGUCUCCUGCGUGGCCAGUUGCCUCCCAAUGGAACAACAAUGGAUGGAACGGAUAUUAUGGUGGUGUGGCCAAACUGAACUCCUGGGGUCUUCCAUGGGCAGGAUAUGGUGCUGGAGCCUACGGUUGGGGACAUCAUGGACUCGCCAAGACUGUUGUGCCGGUAGCGAAGCAGAUCGGUGCCACACCAGGAUCGCUACACGUUGCCCCGGUGCCACUCGAUGGAGUGAAGGUUGUUUUGCAUUGA
Toxorhynchites rutilus septentrionalis is the source of this 427-nucleotide messenger RNA. RefSeq lists its product as uncharacterized. NCBI's taxonomy places the organism in Eukaryota, Metazoa, Arthropoda, Insecta, Diptera, Culicidae. Bases 26 to 427 code for a protein of 133 amino acids. The transcript has 2 exons. The record is from RefSeq and is a predicted model, not a curated record.